Messenger RNA from Ogataea parapolymorpha DL-1, 399 nucleotides. RefSeq names its product mitochondrial 54S ribosomal protein YmL38/YmL34. Gene Ontology annotation, biological process: translation. Lineage: Eukaryota; Fungi; Ascomycota; Pichiomycetes; Pichiales; Pichiaceae. Bases 1 to 399 code for a protein of 132 amino acids. The record is from RefSeq and is a predicted model, not a curated record. The transcript has a single exon. Gene Ontology annotation, molecular function: large ribosomal subunit rRNA binding; structural constituent of ribosome. Gene Ontology annotation, cellular component: ribosome; mitochondrial large ribosomal subunit.
AUGAUCUUCCUCAAAACUAUGCUGCGGGUUGUGGACAACUCUGGCGCAGAGCUUGUCGAGUGCAUCAAGGUUCUUGGCAAGAAGCCAACCAACCACGCCAACAUCGGCGACAAGGUCGUUGUCGUUGUCCAGAACGCAAAGUCUCUCAACCAGCAUCUCACAGGCGCAAGUGCCAGCAACAGAGUGAAGAGAGGUGACAUCUGUCGCGCGGUGAUUGUGCGCACGAAGUCGCCAACCCUCAGACCUGACGGAAGUGUGAUAAGAUUCGACGACAACGCAUGUGUCCUGAUCAACCAAAAGGACGAGCCAAUCGGAACGAGAGUGAACGGAGUGGUUGCUAGAGAGCUUAGACGUAAGAACUUCAACAAACUUGUGUCCUUGGCUCCAAAAGUGGUGUAA